AGUCGAUCGCGGCGCGCGCGCACGGCACUCGUGUACUAGAAGCGAGUCGCUUUUUCAGAUUCGAAUAAUCGAAUAGUGAAUUAGAGGUCUUCGCUUAGUUUUACGUUGUGACCUGGAGCCGCCGAAUAACAAUAGCCUGAAAACUUUUUUAAAAUGUCUUUGUUAAUCUUACCUGAAAAAGUGGACAUGUCCUUAUCAAUACAGUAGACUCGAACAGGCGCUACGUCCAGGAGUGCAGCUGGGGUUACGAGAUGAACAGCAAGUCCCUGUGGAUGUUUUUGCUGAUCUUGCAAUGUGGAAUCGUAACACCGAGACCUACCCAAAGUCAAGGAGAACCAGACCACUUCACGCACCAACAAUACUCCUACGAUGCUCUCAACAAACCAAAAGAUGAAAGCAACAACGAUCAAGUGAUUUCUGUGCGAAUCACUUCGUCAGUCGCAGUCGGUGGAAUAAAAACAAAAAGUGAUUUUAAUAAUACCGAAAAUACUCAAGAAAGCUUAAAACAAAACACUUUUCCAACUUCGCUUACUACUACUUAUGCAACGCCGUCCAUCAACAACAUAGAAAUAAAAGAAACAGUAACGACUGAAUUACCACCAAAUUUAAUAGGAGCUAAUAUAGAAUUUAUAAGACAGUUGAAUGCUAAGAAAGAAGCAAAAGGCCAUCAUACAUUAGAUCAAGUUCACCCUUUCCAGUUUCAUCAAGAUUUAAAUGGAACUGAAAAUACGGAACCAGCUCCCAUCACUCCAUCAACUAAUUUUGAAAAUCAAGAUGAAGACUCCAUUGCUGAACCAUCGAUCAAAAAUAUUUUGGGUAUAGACGACAAAAGUUAUGAAUAUAAAAGUAUAUCAGAAGUUAAACCAAUGGUGCAAUCACCUCCUCAUAACCAAGUGAAUAAAAAAGAUGUAAACAAUGUAGCUCAAAGUUAUAUCCCUGGUACAGAACCAAUAUUUGAUUUGCAUAAUAAUAAUGAUACAGACGACUCAAUAGCGGCAUCCUCAGUUGAAUCCAUAAUAACUGCAGAAAAUGAAGAUAAAGAUGUUGAGAAUUUAGAAAAUGUCCCACUCGCCAGAUCUAUACCAUUCUCGCCGUCCUCAAAAAAUUAUAUUCAAGGUCUAACGAACAAAGCGCCAAGUGAAAGGGGGAACAGUGUAAGUUUGACGACAGUAAGUUUUGAUAUAGUGCACGAGACGCCUAAGCAACCUACUAAUUAUAAUAAUAUGCCCAGUACUACAUACACUCACUCCGAUCAAGGUUCUAGUAAUUCAAACCAAUUUUAUGAAACGCCUAAAGUAUACAGUCAGCCGGCACAGAUCUAUAGUGAGCCUGCCAAGUUUUAUAGUGAACCAGCAAAGAUAUAUAGUGAACCUGCCAAGAUUUAUAGUGAACCGGCUAAAGUUUAUAGUGAACCUGCAAAAAUUUACAGUGAACCAGCAAAGUUCUACAGUCCAGCCGCAUCGUUAAAUCUUCCUCCAGAGACUCUUCCUAACUACACGCCUUGGCAAGUCUCUUCGCAAAAUACGGCUAUCCCUACCACUAUCCCUACUACGCCUACCGUAGUUCCACUGCCCUCAGAUAUACCCAGUUCUCAAAGGGCCGUAGAACAACGCCCGGAAAAAAACUAUGAGGUGGAUGAAAAAGUUAGUGUUAUAACUGAUGGCCGCAGCCAUGGUGUCCAGGAAUCCAGUACGGAGAAAUGUAAACAAGAGAAUUGUAAAGUCGGCUACGUGGUUGAGGGUCGGCAGUACAAAAAAUACCGAGUCGAGGAAAGAACUCCUGAUGGUUUUAUUGUUGGUGAAUAUGGUGUAGUCAGAAACGAAGACGGUGCCUUGCGAGGUGUUCGGUAUACGGCAGACGGUGACGCUAGCCCCCGGCUCAUAUACGAUGCAUUAAUGAAGUUCCUACAGCUGUAAUAGGUAGUUCAUAAGAAAACCGAUGUGAAAUGCAAUAAAGCAAAUGAAACUUCAAA
Molecule: messenger RNA, 1972 nt
Organism: Ostrinia nubilalis (European corn borer)
Lineage: Eukaryota; Metazoa; Arthropoda; Insecta; Lepidoptera; Crambidae
Exons: 2
Coding region: 252-1916 (554 amino acids)
Source: RefSeq, a predicted model, not a curated record